Messenger RNA from Spirometra erinaceieuropaei, 1737 nucleotides. Lineage: Eukaryota; Metazoa; Platyhelminthes; Cestoda; Diphyllobothriidea; Diphyllobothriidae. The record is from the annotation of a GenBank genome assembly.
AUGGUCGUGGUGGUCGCUCACUUGCUUGCAGGUGAGACUGCGCCUAGCGUCCACUUGCUGACACUCAACUCUCACCUGUGGCUCCUCGUAGCUGGACUCUGCUCAGCGGCCACACCCGGGCAACCGUCUCCACCGGCGGGCUAAACCAGGUGAGGGGGCCCUGUGUGAUGUGCCGUGUGCACAGGGUUUGCGGAUUCCGCUGGAUGGAAGGUCGAAUGGAACCUUGCGUCGGCAUCGUCGUGACGUGGUUCGUCUCUGCACGCCGCUGGACAGCCGGUGACGGGAUGGAUCUCCACAUCGACAUUGCCUUGACGCGUCCACCUACGCCGUCGGAGACCGCGGCUUAUGGCGAAUUCGAGUCGCUUUCCACUACAACCCGAAGUCGUGGUCCCAUAGUGGAGUUCGGCCGUGCCACAACGGCACAUGGCAGCCCUAUUCGGGGAUGGCACUGCCAGCCCCCACGAGGGGAAGGGCCUAGAAAAGGUGGCCUUAACAUUGCUGAGUACCACGCCGUCUCCAGGCUAGCCAGGGCCGCAGACGUCUAAUCAUGGACGAAACAAUCAAAAUCGAAACAACAACAAUAGUAAUAACAACCAUACUCAUUCUCCUCAUCCUACCUCUUCUUCCUCUUCCUCUGCCCAUUCUUCUCCUUCGUCACCUUCUUCUCCAUCUCCUUCCCGUCGCCCCACUCGUUGUCACCAGACUGGCAGGGUGAGCCCGCUCACUCUGGCAGCCUGGAAUGUUCGUUCCCUUUUAGACAAUCCGAGGAGCAACCGACCGGAACGGAGGACGGCGCUAGUGGCACGAGAACUGGCGCGCUACAAGGUGGACAUCGCCGCACUCAGCGAGACCCGAUUCUCCGAACAAGGCCAACUGGAGGAGGUGGGUGCCAACUACAUCUUCUUCGGGAGUGGUCGACCCAGGGCAGAGCGACGAGACGCAGGCGUCGCCUUCGCCAUUCGGAACGACAUCGUGGGACGACUGCCCUGUCUGCCGCAGGGAAUCAACAAUCGCCUGAUGAGCCUCCGCCUGCCUCUAUGGGGAGGCAAAUUCGCCACCAUCAUCAGCGCCUACACUCCGACGAUGACCAACCCCGACGCCGUCAGAGACAAAUUCUACGAGGACCUGCACGCCCUCUUGGCGACUGUGUCGAAGGCGGACAAGUUGAUUGUCCUUGGUGACUUCAACGCCCGCGUCGGCACAGACCAUACUGCCUGGAGAGGAGUGCUGGGUUCCCACGGUCUCCGCGGCUCAAACGACAAUGGUCUGCUGCUUCUCCGCACCUGCACAGAACACCGCCUCAUCCUGACGAACACGUUCUUCUGUCUGCCGGAGCGACAGAAGGCCACUUGGAGGCAUCCUCAGUCGCGCCAGUGGCACCUGCUGGAAUAUGUCCUCGUCCGGAGGCGAGAUCAGCGGGACGUGCUGGUGACGAAGGCGAUCGCGGGUGCUGACGGGUGGACCGACCAUCGCCUCGUCAUCUCGAAGAUGCGUAUUCGCCUACAGCCUCGCAGGAGACCACAAGGUAAGCGACCCCCAGGUAAGCUGAAUGUUGCUUUGUUGUCUUUGCCCGCUCAUCAUCUUCCUUUCAGCAAUGAGCUAGCUCAACGGCUAGACAACCUCCCCAUCGCCGAUGCUGCCGCUGCCGAGAACGCCUCCGUGGAGAACCGCUGGUGUCAACUGCGAGACACGGUCCAGUCGACGGCGCUCGCCGUCCUCGGUCGCGCUCCCCGCUAA